AUGGGGGUUCUGACAGUACUGUAUGGCACCCAAAGUGGCUGUGCGGAGAUAAUGGCGUACACCCUCACUUCGCUGGCGAUGAGGCGAGGCUUCGAGCACUGUCGUUGCCUUCCAGCUGAUGAGUUCCAGCUUGAGAAUUGGAAGGAGGCCUCUCCUCUUGUGAUUAUCUGUUCCAACACAAAUCAAGGUGAGGCACCCGAGUCUAUUCGUAUCUCGUGGGCAAAGCUGCUACAGCCGACGGCGCCGUCCAUGGAGUCCCUGCGGUUCGCUGUCUUCGGCGUUGGCGACUCCCUCUAUCCGAAGUUCAACUACAUGGCGAAGAUGCUUCACAACCGACUUAAGCAAUUGGGCGGCGUGCCACUCGUCAACCGUGGGCUUGGCGAUGAGAGUGACGCGAAGGGGGUGGAUGAAACCUUCCUACCAUGGCUCCUGCAGCUGUGGCGCGCCUUGGGGCGACUGUCACCAGAGGAAGAGGGGGCACAGGCGGAGAACCCAUCUACGGCACCUCUUGUUAGAAAGUUUAACGUUGACUUUGUCGAUGCUGGUGUGCAUGCCGAUGCGGUGGAUAAAAUAGUUCAUCGUAAUGAGAGCGUGUUCGAUUGCGUUGUACAGCAGAAUGUGCGCCUCACAGCGGAAGAUCACUUCCAGGCGGUGCACCACGUGGCGUUUUCACGAGUGGUUACUCGCACAGAAGGUGCCGUGCAGCAAUCUAGCCCCCUCUCUUUCGAAGUGGGGGACGCGUUGGGCGUCUACUGUACUAACCGUGAGUCGACAGUUGAUGAUUUUCUCGCAUUACUUGAUCAGAAGGGUGAUGCUUUGGUUUGUGUGACGCCCAACACCACCGAGGGUCUAAUUCAACAGAAGCAUCAACCUUUCUUUGGGAAGCCGAUGACACUUCAGUUUCUCCUGCGCCACUACGUGGACUUGGAGGCUGUGGUGAGCCGUUCUUUCUUUGGCAUGCUUGCACGUUUUACGGCUGACGCCGAAUUUAAGGAACGGUUGUUGGAACUGGCGUCGCCCGAACACUUGGAUGACUAUAUGUCGUACGCCCACCGCGAGAAGCGCAACGUGGUGGAGGUGCUGAGUGACUUCCGCACCAUUCGCCCUCCACUUUCCACGCUGCUGAGUUUCAUGCCGUUGAUGCGCCCGCGACUCUUCUCUAUCUCCUCCGCCCCGUCCUUUGACGUCAGUGAGAUUCACCUCACUGUGGCGCUGAUAUCGUGGCAGACACCCUACAAGCGUGACCGCAAGGGAUUGUGCAGCUCACGUCUGGUUGGUUCUGUUCCUGGGGAUGUGUUCACGUGCUACCUCUGGCCCGGCACGCUGCUCGUGCCAGCGAGGCCGAGUCCGUUGGUGUGCGUUGGCGCCGGCACCGGCAUCGCACCUCUGCGCGCCCUUAUCCGCGAGUGUGCGGCAAACCCGGGGGAGUGGGGCGAGGUUCCGCUUCUUCUUAUCUUCGGAUGCCGGCACGCGGAUAAGGACUAUCUCUACGCCGCGGAGUGGGCAGAACUGUCGAGGGAGCGGCUGAAAAAGUUGAAGGUGCUGCCGGCCUUCUCCAGAGAUGGAGCAAAGAAGUUUUACGUGCAGCAUCAGCUUGGUCAGCACGCUAAGCGUGUGGCACAGGUGCUGGAUGAUGGAGCAUGCGUUUACGUUUGUGGUAAAUCCACGCCGAUGCCCAAGGAUGUUUCCACAACAUUUGAUGAUAUCGUCACGCAGUGUUGCUGCGGUGGCGAUGAGGCCGAUGGACAAGAAUAUAUGAAACAGCUUCGCAAAGAAGGUCGCUACGUGAUGGACACGUGGUCAGCGUGA
This is a messenger RNA of Trypanosoma grayi, 1809 nucleotides long. Its product is annotated as P450 reductase. Bases 1 to 1809 code for a protein of 602 amino acids. The transcript has a single exon. Gene Ontology annotation, molecular function: flavin adenine dinucleotide binding; FMN binding; oxidoreductase activity. The record is from RefSeq and is a predicted model, not a curated record. Gene Ontology annotation, cellular component: cytosol. NCBI's taxonomy places the organism in Eukaryota, Euglenozoa, Kinetoplastea, Trypanosomatida, Trypanosomatidae.